AGCAGGCCCUUGGGCUCCUCUGUGCUGGUGACCCCAGGGACGGCGUCAGCGACAAGCAAAGCCCACCCGGCCCGGCCGAGUGCAACCUGGGGUAUUUCAAAGACCAGGACCACCCGGAGACGUGUCACCCAUGCCGAAGAUGGGGCGUCUGUGCCCGCGCUCCCCGGGGCGGGCUCGGGCUGCGGCCGGGCCCCUCGCCGCCUCCUGCCUCGGCCUCUGUCUUCCAAAGCUUCUCUCCGGCUCUGCUCCGUCUCCGCGCCGCCUCCUCGCGCCCGUCUGGGCUCUGACUUCUCUGCUUCUCGCCGUCUUGAUGAAUCUCCCUCGGUCGGACCCUGGCCAUUCGGGCCCGCCCGGGUCUGUCGGACACCCAAACCCGUUACAUCUGCAGGCCUGUGAGAAUGCUGCUGAGACUCGCCCCUGCACGCCCACGAGCGACAGAGUCUGUGCUGGAGACGCGCGCCCGGGGCCCGCCCCUGCAGCCAGACCCUCGGGCAGCGAUGCCGUCACCGGACUCCCAGGCAGGACGCGCCCCACCCGGGGAGCCGGGGACCCCGGCCCAGCACCCACAGAAGGCUCGGGGAGCGGAGGCGGUGCGGGCCCUCUCCUGGCGUGCGUCCUGGGCUCCUUAGCCGUCUUAGCCGUCUUAGCCAUAGUGUUCCUGGUGCUCAUUAAGUUCCCGCGGGGGCGUGCCUGCCUCUCUGACACAGGCCGGAGGCUCUGGAGGCUCCGUCGGUGUCUCCUGGACCGCGGGAACCUGCUUGCAGGAGCGGUGAGGAUGCUGAGCGGCCCGCUCCCGGCCCCCCUGCUGAAGGCUCUGCCGCAGCCCUCCAGAGACGCCCCGGACCCCGAGGAGGCGGUGGCCAGCCUCGGUGACCGCCCACCCGCUGACCAACCUGGCAUGGAGCUGCUGCCCCGGGAGCCCGGCCGUGUGGAGCAGGAAUAGGAGCAGGCCUGGCGUCUCACCAACCCUCCCUCCCUGACGCUCCCGACACGCCUUCCUGCGUGUUUGGGUCAUGGUGCCGGGCGAUGGGGGUGCUCGCCGGUGAGGUUUGUGGGACCAGUGACCGUGCGACGGAGCAACGUCCCCGGAGUCUCCUGCAGGGCACAUCAAGCUGGGGAAGGAGGCGCCUCUGUUCGGCUCCUGACGGGGCCCGGAGCUCGGCAAAGCAUCCCCCACAGCUUGGUGCUGGAAACCUCCCAGGCCUGGGCCCCGGGCCCCUGCCAGCUUCUCCCAGGAUACGUCACUGCCAGCUUCUCCCAGGACACGUCACUGUGUCUGACUCUAUCUCACUGUCCGUGGUUAUUGAGAGGUCGGGAAUGGGCUCACGGAGAGAAGCCGCGAGGCCGAGAGCGGACCCAGGCCGGGAAGGGCCACUGACCUCGUGGGCGAAGCUGCAAUAUAUAUUAUAUGUAAUAAGGGCAUAUUUAUAUAUUAUACAUAAUAUUAUAUAUGAUAAUAAUACAGUUAUUAUUUUAACCAGUACUGUAGGUUAGGUGACGUCGUCAUGAGACUGUGACUUUUGAUAAGAUUUUUUUGGCUUUCUGGGUCACACCCGGUGGUGCUCGGGGCUCACUCCUGCCUGGGCUCGGGGGCCCAGACGGGGGCUGGGCCUGGCCCCGAGCCAUGGGAGCACCGUUCCCGCUGUGCCAUCUCUCUGCCCUGAGCCCUGCUGGACCUUCCGCGUGUCCCUGAGCCCCCACGGCACUGCACAGCGGGCGUGCCGCCCCUGUGGUGCUCCCGGGCCUCCUCCAGAGAGAGCCUGGGCCCGGCUCCGCCUCGGGCCCGCUGGGACUGGCCCUUCCCGAGGUGUGGUCAGCUUCUAGCGGGGGUCAGCUGCAGGGAGAAGGGCUUGAUCGCGGAGUCUACGGUGCUCCCAGCCGGUGCUCCCCCCGAGCGUCUCGGGGUCACUGCCUCCUCACCCACACGUCCAGCCUGACGCCAGUGCUGGACAAGCCCCAGGCCUGGCCGUUCACUUCCCCCGUUUCCGGCACCUUCACCUUCCCGCUGAUGUGAAUAUGUAACCCUUGACCCCUUCUCUGUCCCCCUUUGCCCCGUUCUCACCCCGCGUGGAUCUCGUUCCUUUUGCCUCUCUGUGACCCUGUUUGCCCCUAAUAAAGUUGCCGCUGGCGA
Molecule: messenger RNA, 2131 nt
Organism: Sorex araneus (European shrew)
Lineage: Eukaryota; Metazoa; Chordata; Mammalia; Eulipotyphla; Soricidae
Product: collagen alpha-1(I) chain-like
Exons: 11
Coding region: 131-943 (270 amino acids)
Molecular function (GO): protein binding
Source: RefSeq, a predicted model, not a curated record